AUGAUUCUCCUCACCCCACGUGUUUCCCUCUCUCCCUCCCUGCAUACCAUGCAUCAGGUGCCGCACGUGAGGCAGCAGCACUCGUGGGACUGUGGUGUGGCGUGCGUGCUCAUGGUGCUCAAGGCGCUCCAAGUCCCCAUCCACGCUGUUCAAACCGACCCCACGCAAAGCAUCUCGGCCGUCCAUUCGCCACAGCCAAUCAGAGCAUCUCCUGCCGUGCCUGCUGCUACAGCCGCAACUAGAUCCUCAAGAUCAAGCGUGGAUCGUCCAGCAACACAUACAGUUACAGCUGUGAUCCAUGCCCCUGCUACAGCACUGCCUGAUGCUCCUGCUACAGCCACAUCCCCUGCUCUUAUAGACAGAGCUGUAGAUACAGUCGCUGACCUAGCUGCAGCUGCUGCUGCAGCCGUUGCCACGCCCCCACCUAGCAGCGUGGUCAUGGGAGCACCAGCCUCUAGAUUUCCAGCAGUUAACGCCCACCCUGCCCCAUCCCCGCUAGCAGCAGACUCGUUUGCGUUAGAAGCACCUCACGAGGAGCUUUCCUUGCGCGGGUCAGCCCAGGCGCGUGAGGGAGGCGAAACGUGUGCACAGGGUGAGGCGGUGCACAAGAGUGCUGCAGUGGAGCUCACCUGCCCGCCUGACACAGGGCUUGCGCGCGUUGCUGCUGAGACUGCUCAUACUCAUUCCACGUGGGAUUCCAUAGGGCAAGCGGAGGUUGCUGAUACCACGUGGCACUCCCUGGAGACAGCAGGGGGUGCUGCUGGUUGCGGGGAUGUGGGAGAGGGUGCUAAUGGGUGCAUGCGCAGAACAGAGGGUGCAGGGGUUGGCACAGGGGGGCUGGUGAGAAGAGACAUGCGAGCAGUGGCAUGUGCAAGUGCGGCUAUAGGGAGGGGGAGAGCAGCGGGGAGCAGAGAGGCAUGCGAGCUGCAGCAUCUGCACCGCCAGUGCGGUACCACCAGUGUGUGGAGCAUAGACCUGGUGGCGCUGCUGCAGCGCCACGGCGUGGGGGUGGAGUUCCUCACCGUCACCAUCGGCGCCAACCCCUCCUUCGCCUCCCAGCCCUUCUACAAGGAGAACAUGCCAGGGGAUGUGGACCGGGUCAAUCGUCUCUUUGCCGACACCAUACGAGCCGGCGUGUGCAUUCAGUGUGCGUCCAUAGGCAUUCAAGAUCUGGCCUGGCUGCUCCUCUCUGGUCGCUACCUAAUCAUUGCCCUCGUGGAUAAGCGCACCAUCACCCAUCCACUGGCAUCAGUGCGAUGCCCUCCUGAGUGCUGCGGUCCAACACCAGGCUACAUUGGUCACUUUGUGGUGCUGUGUGGGUUUGACAGCCACUCAAGGAUGUUUGAGAUCUGUGACCCCUCCUCGCAUGGCGGAACAGCAUGGGUGCCCAUGGCAGCAGUCGACGAUGCACGCAUGACGUUCGGCACCGACCAGGAUCUUAUUCUGAUUCAACUUCCAGACUUGCCAUAG
This is a messenger RNA of Closterium sp. Yama58-4, 1470 nucleotides long. NCBI's taxonomy places the organism in Eukaryota, Viridiplantae, Streptophyta, Zygnematophyceae, Desmidiales, Closteriaceae. The record is from the annotation of a GenBank genome assembly.